AUGUCAGACCUGAAACAGGCGGUUGAAGCUCUGCGUCGCCAAUUGCGAUUUUUUCACAUUGGGGUCGAUGUUGAUUUCCAUUCCAUGAUUCUUGGGAUGAGUCCAUCGUACAUCAAACUUUAUCGUUAUCUUCUUUGUGAAUACGACAAUGGGGUCUUUCUCUUCCUUUUGUCGAAUAAUUUUCUUUUAUCUGGUAUGUUUUCUGCCAUUGAAUAUCAUGCUUAAACCAGAAUCUAUGCGCCCUUAGCUAGUCUCUUUUCAGAAACCGAAGAUAAUCGUUUCAUGGAGUCACUUUAUCGAAUCUGUCGCGAUGUAUUCAGUAUGAAACCUCCUCUCUCGCUGGCUCAAUUUCUCACAAAGUCAUUUGCAAUAAAGAAACUCAAGAUGGCUACCGAAAUUGUGAAAGCUGUAGGUGAACUGCGUAAAGCUCUCUGUAGAAAGAAAUCCAAUGAUUGCAGUGUACUCCCUCUCGUAUAUACGUCCUCGGAUGGCCCAGGAAGAACCCGUCAGUCAAGAACGUUUUCGUGCCCAUCUCUAUCGGGGUCCUCAGUACUGCAUCUGCCGUCCUCAUCGUCCUCUCAAAGGGCGUGUAGCGAUGCUGCACAUCGAACAAUGCGUAGGCCAAAGUGGAGCUCCUCUUCGAUCAUUGGUAAAGGCUCAGGUGGUAACAUAGAAAAUGAUUACCUGUCCGGCCUUUUGACCGCCCUCAAUACGCUCUCAAACCAACUCUCUCAAAUCGUCGAUCGAGUUGCUGGAAUUGAGUCGCGUGUAUUUGCAAUCGAACAGCCUGUCCUAAAAGCCGCUGCAAAUCGAGCUGCCCUUCUUGCGAAUGAAGCUAACUUCAAGGCUAAGCAAAAGCAUGAUUCUUAUAAUGCCAAGUGUGGAGACUCCCACGACAUCACCGGCUCGUCGCUUGAUUUUGUGGAUCGAGAGAAUCAUGCUCAAUUGCUUGAAAAAGCUACCCAGAGAACUUUUUUGGAUAUCCCACAUUCGCAAACCAAAAAUCAGUUAGUUUGCCUACAGGAACGGCCUGGUAUGCCAGUGCUCAUCAGCCGUUUUUUGCAGGCGUUUUCAGAACCAUGCGUUUCAUCAAAAAUUAAUAGUCCCUUCUCGUCGAGUGAACCAUCUGCCAAUGCGUUUGCCCCUUCUCCUGAUAGAUGUAAAUCUCAAGGUGCACCUGAUGGCUUACCUUCUGAUCGUCAUUCUCCAAGACCUGUUGGUGACUAUAAUGAUUCAUCUACACACCCAAUCACGGAAGACCAAGCAGACAUUACCGUAGUGCACAAUCCUGUACUUCGGCAGACUUUUAAAAAGACCGUCCCACUUUACCAGAAAGGUGCUCCUAAUGGUCUUCAACUUUUUUCGAAACCUGUUCAUGAUGAGCCUCUGCCUCAAAGCCUCACCGCCACUGCCUUUCAUGAGCCGAACACAUCAAAAUCAGCAUUUACGAUGCUUCAAUCAAAAUCCAAUGUCUGCAGCCCUUUUCAAACCAUAAACCCUAUGCGGUUGGGUAGUGCCGGAAGAAGCUGCGAUUCAAACUCGUCUCCCAAACACCCGACUGUCUGUUUUUCGAACGAGGACACAUUGGCCACCAUCAUGGCAUGCAAUGACAACUCGAAUAACUCCUUCGACGCUGACCAAGGAUUGGAGCAGCAAGUGAAUCGGAUUUUCGCUAUGGAAUUCACCACUGGACCGAUAAGUCCUAAGACCUUAACAUAA
Messenger RNA from Hydatigera taeniaeformis, 1719 nucleotides. Lineage: Eukaryota; Metazoa; Platyhelminthes; Cestoda; Cyclophyllidea; Taeniidae. The record is from the annotation of a GenBank genome assembly.